Messenger RNA from Xyrauchen texanus (razorback sucker), 994 nucleotides. RefSeq lists its product as uncharacterized. The record is from RefSeq and is a predicted model, not a curated record. The coding region runs from base 64 to 936 and encodes 290 amino acids. The transcript has 7 exons. Lineage: Eukaryota; Metazoa; Chordata; Actinopteri; Cypriniformes; Catostomidae.
GCCCAUGGAGGCCAUGGAGCUUUAGUUUUAACGAAAGCAGCUUUCGGUUUCAUUACUGUUGAAAUGAACAUUGCCGGAUCUUCUUGGAUUUUGCCAUGGAUGAAUCCAAACUCAUGGAGGCCUACCAAAGAAAAGGGGGUCAGCGAUCUCCGAGAACAAAUAAAGAGACUCUCUCGGUCUUCUGUACUAGAUGAUGCAGGCAUUGAUGAUGCUCAACUCCUGACUUUGACAAGGGAGGACCUGAAUGAGCUUUUUCCAGGUAUUAAGAACUUUCAGCUGAGAAGGACGAUUAUGGGGCUUAUCACAGACAUGAAGGAUUCAUCUCGACCGUGUCCAGAUACAUUUGCCAGUGCGCUGAAUAAUUUAAUUCAAAGAAAUAACAUAAAUGAUGCUGCUGUACAGGUUGUUUUGAGGGAGAGCUUUGGGGCUUUCAGAGAUAUAGAGGAGCAGCUCAAAGUAGCACAAGCCUCUCUGAAACCUUACAUUGAUGUAUUAAACAGUUUAAUGGAGACAUCUGUUGAAAAAGAAGACCAACCAUCAGUGAGAGUGCAUCCAAUUGUGUGCAGACAAACCUUUGGAGCUGACAAGCAAAUUCUUAAGCAGCUGAAGGGGGUUACAGAAAGCUCAAUAAGUGACUGCGAGUUGAUACUGGUCUUUUGUCCAGUGGCAUCGCGAGUUGGAACUGACAUUAAAGAAGCACUGAUGAAAAUCCCAGCUAAUAAAGAAGCAAUUCUGGUGGUGAUGCAUCAUACCUUUAAUCCUGAAUUUGUGGGACCCAGCUCAAAUGCAGCAUUAUCUUCAGCGAACAUUGUGAAACAUGUGCAAGUGUUUUUCCACGACACAGCUAAGGGUCUUUUAAAGUGUCCCACAAAUGACCAUGCAAUCAAUCAAAUUCAGUCUGUUUUAAACCGGUACAUGAGUACUAGCAUGUCAUGAAAUGCUUUAACCUGCAAUUGGUAAAAUUGUGAAUCACAAAUAUAUAUAUAUAUAUGGU